Molecule: messenger RNA, 639 nt
Organism: Saccostrea cuccullata (small rock oyster)
Lineage: Eukaryota; Metazoa; Mollusca; Bivalvia; Ostreida; Ostreidae
Product: E3 ubiquitin-protein ligase HERC2-like
Exons: 5
Coding region: 1-639 (212 amino acids)
Source: RefSeq, a predicted model, not a curated record
AUGAAGAAAAAAAGACAGUUUAUGAUUGAAGAAGCUUUUGUAGUAGCCAAAAUUUCAGGUCCCUGUGACAGACCCCGAGUGAUAGAUUCCCUUAGAGGGAAGGAGGUGGUGGAUAUAGCAGCCGGAGGGGCACACAGUGCCUGUAUCACAGCUAACGGGGAACUGUACACCUGGGGCAAGGGACGAUAUGGUCGCCUGGGGCAUGGGGACAGUGAAGAUCAGCCUCGCCCCAAACUGGUGGAGGCCCUGAAAUCCUACCGUGUAAUUGACGUGGCGUGUGGUAGUGGGGACGCCCAGACUCUGUGUAUCACUGACGAUGACAAUGUCUGGUCUUGGGGAGAUGGGGAUUAUGGGAAAUUGGGUCGUGGAGGAAGUGAUGGCUGUAAAGUGCCAAUGAAAAUCGAGACACUGAUGGGUCAGGGGGUCAUGAAGGUGGAGUGUGGUUCUCAGUUCUCUGUGGCACUCACUAAAAGUGGAGCUGUCUUCACAUGGGGUAAGGGAGACUACCAUCGUUUGGGUCAUGGAUCUGAUGACCACGUCAGGCGCCCCCGCCGAGUGUCAGCUCUCCAGUCUAAGAAGGUCAUUGACGUGGCCUGUGGUUCCCUCCACUGUGUGGCCUGCACUGAUACUGGUAACUAG